Molecule: messenger RNA, 3718 nt
Organism: Ricinus communis (castor bean)
Lineage: Eukaryota; Viridiplantae; Streptophyta; Magnoliopsida; Malpighiales; Euphorbiaceae
Product: LRR receptor-like serine/threonine-protein kinase ERL1
Exons: 27
Coding region: 485-3460 (991 amino acids)
Biological process (GO): protein phosphorylation; hormone-mediated signaling pathway
Cellular component (GO): plasma membrane
Molecular function (GO): protein binding; protein kinase activity; ATP binding
Source: RefSeq, a predicted model, not a curated record
AGUACGAAAGACGGCCGCGCUAUCUAUCUUUUUCCUCUCUCUACCUUAGUAUUAAACAGACACAGAAAGUCUCUCUCUCAUUGUCAAAUCAUAAGUUUAUCAAAGGAUCAGCCACUAACGUCUACUCACCGCCGUUUAGAGAACUUCUCUCUCUCUCUACACUUAUACUGCUACUUUCUCUCUCUAGAGUACCUGUACUAUUUUUGCCUGUCAUCACAAUUCAUACACACCCUCUCUCUCUCUUCAUAAAGAGACUGUGUUAACUCCUUCCUUACAGUUCACGCCAAGCGCCUGCUUCUCCUUCUCUCUCUCUCUCUCUCUCUCUCUCUCUCUCGCACACAAAAAAACAACAGCAAAAAAGAAAUAACAGUUUAAGCUCAUUCUUUUGUUGUUUCUUUAUCAAACAGAAGCAGAGAGGUAGCAGCAAGGCUUCAUUCAUGUUCUGUUUCUUGUGCUCCAUUGUAUUGGUUGCAUUUUGGUGUUAAUGGAGCAAGGAGUAAAGGAUAUGAGGAAAUACAAGCAAUUGAUUAUGAAAUGUUGCAUGAUUAAAGUAGUGUUGUUUUUGCUUCUCUGUCCUUUUGCUUCCCCGCUUAAUGAUGAAGGUAAAGCAUUGAUGUCGAUAAAGGAGUCCUUCAGCAAUGUAGCAAACGUGCUUCUUGACUGGGAUGAUGUGCACAAUGGAGAUUUCUGUUCUUGGCGCGGUGUUUUCUGCGAUAAUGUCAGCUUCUCUGUUGUUUCUCUGAAUUUGUCAAAUUUGAACUUGGAUGGUGAAAUUUCUACUGCCAUUGGAGAUUUGAGGAACUUGCAAUCCAUAGACUUUCAGGGAAACAAGCUAACUGGUCAAAUCCCUGAUGAGAUUGGAAACUGUGCUUCUCUCUAUCAUUUAGAUUUAUCGGAUAACUUGCUUGACGGAGAUAUACCAUUUUCUGUAUCUAAGCUCAAGCAACUUGAGUUCUUGAAUUUGAAGAACAAUCAGCUUACUGGUCCUAUCCCUGCUACCUUAACCCAAAUUCCAAACCUCAAGACUCUGGAUCUUGCUCGGAACCAGCUCAUUGGUGAGAUACCAAGAUUACUCUAUUGGAAUGAAGUAUUACAGUACCUUGGGUUACGUGGCAAUUCCUUGACUGGAACAUUGUCCCAGGACAUGUGUCAGUUGACUGGUUUGUGGUAUUUUGAUGUUAGAGGCAACAACCUUACCGGCACGAUUCCUGAUAGCAUUGGCAACUGUACAAGCUUCCAGAUAUUGGACCUGUCAUACAAUCAGAUCAACGGGGAGAUACCAUAUAAUAUAGGAUUCUUGCAAGUAGCUACUUUGUCACUACAAGGCAAUAAGCUAACGGGGAAGAUCCCUGAGGUGAUAGGCUUAAUGCAGGCCCUUGCUGUUUUGGAUUUGAGUGAGAAUGAGCUAGUUGGACCAAUCCCACCUAUACUUGGCAACCUAUCAUUCACCGGAAAACUAUAUCUCUAUGGCAACAAACUUACUGGGCCAAUUCCUCCAGAGCUUGGCAACAUGUCAAAACUUAGCUACUUGCAAUUGAAUGACAACCAACUGGUUGGCAACAUUCCACCCGAACUUGGCAAACUUGAACAAUUGUUUGAAUUGAAUCUUGGUAACAAUGAUCUUGAAGGGCCCAUUCCACAUAACAUAAGUUCCUGCACUGCUCUGAACCAAUUCAAUGUGCAUGGUAAUCGCUUAAAUGGAACUAUCCCUUCGGGCUUCAAGAAUUUAGAGAGUUUGACAUACCUAAAUCUAUCAUCAAACAAUUUUAAAGGCAGGAUCCCUCUCGAGCUUGGACAUAUUGUUAACCUUGACACUUUGGAUUUGUCUGCCAAUAGCUUCUCAGGACCUGUUCCAGUUUCUAUUGGUGGUCUAGAGCACCUUCUUACCUUAAAUUUAAGCAGGAAUCGUCUUGAUGGAGUACUGCCAGCUGAAUUUGGGAAUCUCAGGAGUAUACAAAUUCUUGAUAUAUCAUUCAACAAUGUUACCGGGGGCAUUCCUGCUGAAUUAGGGCAACUACAAAACAUUGUUUCUCUAAUACUGAACAACAACAGCUUGCAAGGAGAAAUUCCUGAUCAACUCACCAAUUGUUUCAGUCUUGCAAAUUUGAAUUUCUCGUACAAUAACUUAACAGGGAUUAUACCUCCUAUGAGAAACUUCUCACGGUUUCCACCGGAAAGUUUCAUUGGAAAUCCAUUGUUAUGUGGCAAUUGGUUGGGUUCUAUUUGUGGACCUUAUGAGCCAAAAUCUAGAGCAAUCUUUUCCAGGGCUGCAGUUGUCUGUAUGACAUUGGGCUUCAUCACUUUAUUGUCCAUGGUUAUUGUUGCAAUUUACAAAUCAAACCAGCAGAAACAGCUGAUAAAAUGUUCUCACAAAACAACUCAAGGUCCACCCAAACUUGUGGUUCUUCAUAUGGAUAUGGCUAUCCACACUUUUGAAGACAUAAUGAGAAGCACUGAGAAUCUAAGUGAAAAGUAUGUUAUUGGCUAUGGUGCUUCAAGCACAGUUUACAAGUGUGUGCUGAAAGGAUCCCGACCAAUUGCAAUUAAGCGAAUCUACAAUCAGUAUCCAUACAACCUGCGAGAAUUUGAAACUGAACUUGAGACCAUUGGCAGCAUCAGACAUAGAAACAUUGUUAGCUUGCAUGGCUAUGCUCUAUCUCCUUGUGGGAACCUUCUUUUUUAUGACUACAUGGACAAUGGUUCUUUAUGGGAUCUCCUUCAUGGACCAUCUAAGAAGGUAAAGUUGGACUGGGAAACACGCCUAAAGAUAGCAGUUGGAACUGCUCAAGGACUUGCCUAUCUUCACCAUGAUUGCAAUCCGAGAAUUAUCCACAGGGAUGUGAAAUCUUCAAAUAUUCUAUUGGAUGACAAUUUUGAAGCUCAUCUAUCUGAUUUUGGAAUUGCAAAAUGUAUCUCAACAGCAAAAACUCAUGCCUCUACUUAUGUUCUAGGAACAAUUGGCUAUAUUGACCCAGAAUAUGCUCGCACUUCGCGGCUAAAUGAAAAGUCAGAUGUCUAUAGCUUUGGCAUUGUUCUUUUAGAGCUUCUAACUGGGAAGAAAGCUGUGGAUAAUGAGUCUAAUUUGCAUCAGCUGAUACUAUCCAAGGCUGAUGACAAUACGGUGAUGGAGGUUGUUGAUCAAGAAGUUUCUGUCACAUGCAUGGAUAUAACCCAUGUCAGGAAAACAUUCCAACUUGCUCUGCUGUGCACGAAGCGCCAUCCAUCUGAAAGGCCAACAAUGCCUGAGGUUGUGAGGGUUUUGGUUUCCUUUCUUCCAGCGCCUCCUACAAAGAAACCUUGUUCAGCUCCACCGAAGCCCAUUGACUAUGCCAAGUUUGUGAUUGACAAAGGACAGCAGCAACCAGCACCCAAGAACCAGCUAGCUCAACAGGAGAAUAACUCAUCUGAUGCUCAGUGGUUUCUUAGAUUCCGGGAAGUAAUAUCUAAGAACACGCUAUGAUUAAUCUUUUUCGCAAUUCGCAACAGAUCUCUCUAUUUUUGGCUUACAUGGGUUGUCUGCUCCAAAAUUGGAUGGGCGGGGCUAAUUACAUUUUGAUGCGGAUUUUGUAACAGCUAACUUGACUAAUUUUUAAUAUUAGGAACAAUCCUGUCUAAUCGGGUAUUUUAUUUUGAAAAUCUUUCAUACAACCAAUUUGGUAUCUAUGUUGUAAAAACCCAUUAUGCAAAAUAUAUACUACUAGUUAUCUGGUUGCAAGUA